AUGUCAUCUCGUAUGGAAAGCAAUAGCGGACCCGGAAAAACACAGAUCAGUGAGGCCGCCAACGAACUUUUGCUCCAACAUUAUCCGGAAUAUCAGACUGAAGAAAGAGGACAAAUACAAGUUAAGGGAAAAGGCAUGUGUACAACAUUUUGGCUACAUGGAGUGGAAAGGACGACAUCCAAUGCUUAUCUAGCACCCAGUACGCAGGGCGCCGGCAACCUCAAUGGAUGUCUUGGCGCUAAUUCUUCCAUGAAUAGUUUGUCCACGAAACUCCGAAAUCCAUCAGGAGUGGGAUGUCUAGGAAGUGAUUUACUUGUCUACUAUUGUUGUGAACACUAUUCAGACACACUAGCAUAUUCUCUACUUUCUCACCUCCUUUGA
Messenger RNA from Cooperia oncophora, 381 nucleotides. The record is from the annotation of a GenBank genome assembly. NCBI's taxonomy places the organism in Eukaryota, Metazoa, Nematoda, Chromadorea, Rhabditida, Trichostrongylidae.